Molecule: messenger RNA, 1463 nt
Organism: Botrytis cinerea B05.10
Lineage: Eukaryota; Fungi; Ascomycota; Leotiomycetes; Helotiales; Sclerotiniaceae
Exons: 2
Coding region: 348-1235 (295 amino acids)
Source: RefSeq, a predicted model, not a curated record
GAUCUCAAAACACCAAAGUACAUGAUGAAGCAUUUAUGAAACUCACCAUUCUUUUACGAUGGGACCUAUUUAGCCCUAUCAGGUAAUUCUCAUGAUACUACUACGAUAAAGUAAUUACAACCGAUUUGUGAAGGCCUUUGACCGACUCUUCUCAAAGUUACCAUCACGUUCCUGCAUCUUCAUUCAAAUGUCUUGAACGUCGAUUGAUUGUUAUACAACCCUUCUUUGGUGCGGCUGAAUCCUCUCCAGCCUUGCUACCUCCUUCUUAACUAUCUACCCACCCUACACGACAACAUAAAUCGACACCCUUUACAUCUAUCAGUCGGCCUCGUGGACAAUUUAUCAACAUGUUCGCACCACAGUGGCCGAGUAGGAAGCGCGAGAGAGACGAUGAAGAGGAACUAAGUACUUCAGGCUUUGGUGCUCACAGAAAUAAACGUCAUCAUCUAGCGAACCUACCGCAUCGAACCUCACCACAUGCCAAACGUCAGAUUGCACCCGCUUUUGCACUCAAUCAUUACAUACCAGCACCUCCCACAAUCACCCCUGCACACUCGGAGUUGGAGAGAACUCCUACUAUUGCAGAGCCGUUGAAUUCUCACUAUUCAUGGACUUCAUCGCCGUUAACAACGGGUACACAACCGCAUGACGACGAACAAAUGAACAACAGCGAAACCUCAUUUUCAAGUCAAAUGUCGGAAGGGCCAACUUAUUCGGAUGAUUUCGACAUGACCGAUGGUGGUAUGCAUCUAGUUCCUGGCCCGUUCCAGUCAGAUUCUUCUAUUACCUUGGCCAACCGAAUUCCUACCCCAAUUCACAGUUCCUUCUCCGCCUAUCCCCGACUUGAUAAACCGCUUCACCCCAUUCUCUCCGAACCAAACAUCACCGAUGAUGCGUUCAUCGAUCGCUUUCGUCGCGGUCGACGCCUACCUAGCCCCAUUAGCGAAGGCGAGAUGAGCCCUAGUGACAUUGUCAACGGAAUUAACGAUAUGCAAAUGGAAGUUGAACCCUCUUUCCCCUCUCCUGAAUUUGAGAAAGAAAUUCCGACUCCUCACAAGAAAGGCCAUACUCGUUCAAAACAUAGCUUGCGGAACUGGAAUGGAUCCACUGGGGAGCUCAUGGGAAAUUUAGACGGUGUGGGGACAAAGAAGAGCUUCAGUAUGGGGUACAGGGCGGAUUGUGACAAGUGUCGGAAUAAAGUUCCGGGACACUUUAGUCACAUUAUUACGUAUUGAUUAAUGGGUUAUGCUAAUGCAGGUACGAAAUUUGGAAUGAACUAGGUUAGGGAUGGAUGGAGAUAUGGAAUAGGCCAUGGAAAUAUUGAUACACUUGGGUGAAUGAAGUGAGGCCAUCACACUAUGAUCAGCUGCCAGCUAUUCAGCAAGGCGUUUAGGGGUUGUAUCCAAGCAAUUUACCAACAGAGGUAAACAUUGCUAAUAUUAUUAAUGAACAUAUGUUAAUCA